UAGCACAUGAUUUGGUUGUGAUUGAAUAAUCUUCAAUCUCAAUAAUUUUCCGGUAGGGGACAUCAGAUGGGCAUUUAUGUAAAACAAACCCGUCCUACCAAGAUAAAGAGCAGAACCAGUAUCUAGGAUUUCACUGAGAUUUUGAACUUCGAGAUACAGAGCGAAUGGCUUCCCAAGAUCAUCAUUCCCAUGACCAUGCUCACGAUCAUGCUCACGAUCAUCACCACCAUCAUACCCAUGAGGGACCUCACGAUGGUUCAACAUCAUGGGUAGGUGCUGAUGGUAAAGUGUAUCAUAGCCAUGAUGGACUGGCACCACACUCACAUGAACCCAUUUACUCACCUGGGUAUUUUAGCAGAAGAGCUCCUCCCCUUUCCAACAGAGAUUUCAAUGAGCGAGCUUUCACUGUUGGCAUUGGUGGGCCGGUCGGAACUGGGAAAACAGCUUUAAUGCUGGCAUUAUGCAAACUCUUGCGUGACAAGUACAGUCUUGCUGCAGUGACAAAUGAUAUAUUCACAAAAGAGGAUGGAGAGUUCCUGAUAAAAAAUGGAGCACUUCCUGAGGAAAGAAUACGCGCUGUUGAAACAGGAGGAUGUCCACAUGCUGCAAUCCGUGAAGAUAUCAGUAUUAAUCUUGGACCUCUGGAAGAGCUGUCUAACUUGUUCAAAGCAGACAUACUCCUCUGUGAAUCUGGAGGAGAUAAUUUAGCUGCUAACUUCAGUAGGGAGUUGGCUGACUUCAUUGUUUACAUAAUUGAUGUCUCUGGUGGUGAUAAGAUACCUCGUAAAGGUGGUCCAGGCAUUACACAAGCUGACCUUCUGGUAAUAAACAAGACCGAUAUUGCAAAAGCAGUUGGUGCUGACUUGGCAGUCAUGGAGCGAGAUGCACUUCGGAUGCGGGAUGGAGGACCCUUUGUGUUUGCUCAGGUGAAGCAUGGUCAUGGUGUAGAGGAAAUAGUAACCCACAUUUUACUAGCUUGGGAAGCAGCAACAGGGAAGAAACGUCACUGAACCCUUUUAAUGCAUGGAUGUCUGUAACCAAUAUAUGAAUUAAUUUGCUUGAUUUUAAUUAUGCACAUUGAUAGUCCUUGGGUUUUAACUUAAGUUGUUCAAAACUAAAAAAAGACUGUAAACCCUGUUUAUAUUCGUCACACUGUGUACUUAAGAAUAGAGAUCCAAGGUAUAUGUGAGUGUACAUGUUGUGCCCCUUGACCUGAAGGGUCUUUAUCAAUGUGGUUACCAUUGGGAGUUUUGACACACCUACAGUGGAUGUCUCUCAAACUAUAUAAAGAUGUACUUAAUUUA
Molecule: messenger RNA, 1304 nt
Organism: Macadamia integrifolia
Lineage: Eukaryota; Viridiplantae; Streptophyta; Magnoliopsida; Proteales; Proteaceae
Product: urease accessory protein G-like
Exons: 7
Coding region: 165-1010 (281 amino acids)
Molecular function (GO): GTPase activity; nickel cation binding
Source: RefSeq, a predicted model, not a curated record